AUGAAGACGUCGCAAUUCCGGACGGCCCUGCGCCUCCUGACGCGGCCGAGCACCGUCCAACAACCCCUCCAGAUCCGACACGCACACCAGCAGGCCAGCAAGGCGCCGAUAAUACCGUCGCCGACCCCCUUCGUCCCGGACGUCAAGACGUUCCUCACGCUCAUCGGCCGCGGCCUGAGCUCGCACACGGCCAAGUUCCCGACCUGGGAGGCGCUCUUCUCCCUGACGUCGCCGCAGCUGCGGGAGCUGGGCAUCGAGCCGCCGCGCACGCGGCGCUACCUGAUCCACUGGCGCGAGAAGUUCCGGGCCGGGUACUUCGGCCCCGGCGGCGACAUCAAGCACGUGCAGGACGGCAAGGCCAAGCUGGCCGUGGUCGACGUCGAGAGGGGCCCGUUGGACUUCUCGCGCCACGUCGUCAACAUCCCUGUGGACAAGAAGGCUGAGGAGGUCCCCGCCGAAGAGAGGGUCAGCAUCGACGGGUACCAUGUCGAGGGGAAUGGCACGGUUGUUGGCCCGUAUGCCCUGCCCUUGAAGGGAGGGCGCGCAGCUACCGUCAGCGUCACAGAGGGCAUGUGGGAGGAGAAGAGGGGUCGCAAGAUCGAUGGUGGUGAGAGGAGACGUGCCGAGGUCAGGUUCAAGAGGCGUGUGGCCGAGAGGAAGGCACAGAGGGAGGCUAUGGGCUUCGCAUGA
This is a messenger RNA of Diaporthe amygdali, 690 nucleotides long. RefSeq lists its product as uncharacterized. NCBI's taxonomy places the organism in Eukaryota, Fungi, Ascomycota, Sordariomycetes, Diaporthales, Diaporthaceae. The transcript has a single exon. Gene Ontology annotation, cellular component: mitochondrion. Bases 1 to 690 code for a protein of 229 amino acids. The record is from RefSeq and is a predicted model, not a curated record.